GUAGCGGGACAUAGUAAACAAACAGAAGAAGACGUUCAUUGUCGAAAACCAAGGCAUCAGCGCUGGGUUACCGAGCGAUCGAAUAUGGGGAGAAUGUGUGCGGUCAGAAACUGCGGAAAAAUCCCUCAAAAAAGGAGUUGUCACCGGCUUCCUCUCCUCCGUCACAACACUGCAAGACGGAAGUUGUGGCUUUCAUUCCUCGGGUUAGACGUAAACACCCCUCUAAAUGUUCUUCGGGAAGCUGACCAUCGCGUCUGCGCCUUCCAUUUUCGGCACGAGGACUACAUGCAAUCAACCGGUCUUCGAAUGGAGUUUCCGAAGAAACUGCAUCUGCAAAAGGCAGCUGUACCGACGCUUCUUGGACCAACGCUAGACGAAGAAGACCUUGGGGCUGGUGCUGGUGUAGAACCCUUCGUUUUCAAUGCUCCCCCUUCAACUCCUGUCAAGGACCAGCCUUCUCCCAGCUUGUCCUUGGUCCUCACCAGUCCACAGCCACCCCAAUCCACAAAAUCCUCAAGGAAGUCCUUAUCUGGCAGUUACCUUGCUUUCCCUGUGACCAGGGAGAGGUCGUCACUAUUUCCAGACAAUUGUAAAACUGAGAUGCUUCAAGUGGACAUUUCCUCCGUCAUUAAGGAUGAAUCUGGCAGUCACCUUGCUUUCCCUGUGACUAGGGAAAGGCUGUCACUAUCACCAGACAAUUGUAAAACUGAGAAGCUUCAAGUGGACAUUUCCUCAGUCAUUAAGGAUGAACCAACAGACAUGAACAUCAGCAUCAAUCAACAAUCAAGUUCAACCUCCAGUUCAAGUGCCUCAGAAGAGCAAGGGGAGUUGGAUGACAGAAAAUGGAUUGUGAACGAGUCUAGCCUCAUGACACUGUUUAGAACAUGCCAUACAUGUGCCGUACCCAUCACUGAUAUAACAUUGACAACUACAGGUAGCCAGAUAAAGAUCGAAUGGACAUGUUUAAAUAAUCAUAAUGGCAGGUGGGCAUCAUGUCCUGACUCCUGAUGCAAGAGGAAUGGCACAGAAUCACCUGCUUGUUUCUGCUGCUUCGGAUCAAGAUUGUACAUUUGUAUGUUUUACAUUUUGUUAAUACAAUAGGGCUAUGUCUACUUUUACCCAUGCUAUUUGAAAACAUGUUUAGGCCUCCAGACUGUGGUGUGCACUUUAUAAAUAAAACUGAAAAGAUGUUUGAAAAAUAGCUUUUUAUUGA
This is a messenger RNA of Gadus chalcogrammus (walleye pollock), 1213 nucleotides long. RefSeq lists its product as uncharacterized. The transcript is spliced from 4 exons. The record is from RefSeq and is a predicted model, not a curated record. NCBI's taxonomy places the organism in Eukaryota, Metazoa, Chordata, Actinopteri, Gadiformes, Gadidae. Bases 85 to 1008 code for a protein of 307 amino acids.